AUGCACAAGUUUUAUUCUCUGGACAGGACCAGCUGGCAAGUGGGCUCUGCUCCACUUGAAAUUCUUGCAAGAGGAACAAAGAGGUGGCAGGUAGCUCUUACUCAGCAUCAUGCCGCCUUCAGACCCCAUCUGAAGCCCAAGAUCACCCAAAAGGGGACCAAAAGGUUAAUCCAGCACCAGUCAGAACAAUAUGUCAAAAUUAAGCAGAACUGGCGGAAACCGAGAGGCAAUAAUGACAGGGUGUGCGGGAGAUUCAAAGGCCAAAUCUUGAUGCCCAGCAUCAGUUACGAGAGGAACAAGAAAACAAGGUACAUGAUGCCCAGCGGCUUCGGGAAGUACCUCAUCCACAAUGUCAAGGAGCUUGAAGUACUGCUGAUGGACAAAAAAUCUUACUGUGCUGAGACUGCUCACAGUGUCUCCACCAGGAACCACAAGGCCAUUGUGAAAAGAGCAGCCCAGCUGGCCAUCAGAAUCACCAAUCCCAACACCAGCCUGCACAAUGAAGAAAAUGAAUAG
This is a messenger RNA of Dama dama (fallow deer), 516 nucleotides long. Its product is annotated as large ribosomal subunit protein eL32-like. The transcript is spliced from 2 exons. NCBI's taxonomy places the organism in Eukaryota, Metazoa, Chordata, Mammalia, Artiodactyla, Cervidae. The coding region runs from base 1 to 516 and encodes 171 amino acids. Gene Ontology annotation, biological process: translation. The record is from RefSeq and is a predicted model, not a curated record. Gene Ontology annotation, molecular function: structural constituent of ribosome. Gene Ontology annotation, cellular component: cytosolic large ribosomal subunit; ribosome.